GAAAUCAAAUUCAAAUUCUUUACGUCGAUCAUCAUCUUCACAAACUUCUUCUCUAAAACACUCUACAAUGUCUGCUGAAGUAUUUUAUAACCUUGAAACCCCUGAUAUUAAAAAGAAUCCUUUUAACUUUUCAGCUUGGAAAGGAAAUGUUGUAUUGCUCGUUAAUGUAGCAUCAAAAUGUGGUUAUACUCCACAAUAUUCUGGUCUUGAAAGUCUUUAUAAUAAAUAUAAAGACCAAGGUUUAGUUGUCGCUGGUCUUCCUUGCAAUCAAUUUGGUGCUCAAGAACCAGGAACUGAAGAAGAAAUUGUAUCCUUCUGUUCCGCCACCUAUAAUGUUACCUUCCCAUUAUUUGCAAAAAUUGAUGUUAAUGGUGAAAAUGAAUCACCCGUUUAUAAAUAUUUAAAAUCUCAACAACCUGGUGAUAUUAAAUGGAAUUUUGAAAAAUUCUUGAUCGAUAAAAGUGGUAAAGUUGUUAAAAAAUAUACUUCUUCCGUUAAGCCUGAAGAAAUCUCAUCCGAUAUUGAAAACUUAAUUAAGGAGUAAAACGAUGCAUUUUUUUUUAUUGAUUUAUUUGAUCACUGUUUUUUUUUGUUAAAUAUUAUUUUAUUCAUAUUAAUUUCAUAUAUUACUUACUCUAUUAAAUGUAUAAGAAUAUCUAAAUAAAAUUUUUGAUUUUUAUAAAACGGUUGUUGUG
Messenger RNA from Rhizophagus irregularis DAOM 181602=DAOM 197198, 695 nucleotides. RefSeq names its product peroxiredoxin hyr1. The record is from RefSeq and is a predicted model, not a curated record. Gene Ontology annotation, biological process: cellular response to oxidative stress. Gene Ontology annotation, molecular function: glutathione peroxidase activity. NCBI's taxonomy places the organism in Eukaryota, Fungi, Glomeromycota, Glomeromycetes, Glomerales, Glomeraceae.